Molecule: messenger RNA, 3991 nt
Organism: Anoplopoma fimbria (sablefish)
Lineage: Eukaryota; Metazoa; Chordata; Actinopteri; Perciformes; Anoplopomatidae
Gene: rhpn1
Product: rhophilin, Rho GTPase binding protein 1
Exons: 16
Coding region: 1-2061 (686 amino acids)
Biological process (GO): signal transduction; negative regulation of stress fiber assembly
Molecular function (GO): protein binding
Source: RefSeq, a predicted model, not a curated record
AUGGAGGAACCUGCUGCAAGAGCGCUGGAGAUGUCCCUGUCAGACGGUACCGUCCCCUCGGACGACGAUAUGCCCUUAACGUUACCCACAGAGGGCAGCCUCAGUGGAAGCAUCCGAAAGGGAUGUGAUCCUUUUGCCCAGACUCAGCGCAGUAAACUGCAGCACCGGCGAGCUCGCAUCAACCAGCAGAUCAACAAGGAGAUGCGAAUGAGAGCUGGAGCAGAGAACUUAUUCAGGGCAACAACCAACAACAAGGUGAAGGAGACAGUGGCUCUGGAGCUCAGCUUUGUCAACUCCAACCUACAGCUUCUCAAAGAGGAGCUGGAGGAGCUCAACAGCAACAUGGAGGUCUACCAGACAGACAGUGAGGCUAUCAACGUUCCCAUGAUCCCACUCGGAUUAAAAGAAACCAAAGAGGUUGACUUCACAGUUUCUAUCCAGGACUUCAUCUGUGAGCACUAUGGAGAGGACAGCUCUCUCUACGACAAGGAGAUCAAAGAGCUUAUGGAGCUCAGACAGGCCAUGCGUACACCCAGUCGUAACCAGGCCGGUCUGGAGCUACUGAUGGAGUACUACAACCAGCUGUACUACCUGGAUCAGCGCUUCUUUCCCCUACAUAGGAACCUGGGCGUGCACUUCCACUGGUACGACUCCCUGACAGGUGUCCCGUCGUCUCAGCGUACGUUGGCCUUUGAAAAAGGAAGUGUGUUGUUCAACAUCGGUGCCCUGUACACACAGAUUGGAGCACGGCAAGACCGCUCUGCAACAGCUGGCAUAGACCGAGCAAUAGAUGCCUUUCAGAGAGCUGCAGGGGCAUUUAAUUACCUUAAAGAGAAUUUCUCCAACGCUCCCAGUUUGGACAUGAGUGGUCCGUCGCUCUGCAUGCUGGUGCGUCUGAUGGUUUCCCAGGUGCAGGAGUGUGUGUUUGAGCGAGUCACACUCACCACUCAGGACACACGCUUCACUUCGCAACUCCGCCUGGCACAAGAGGCUGCACGGGUGUCAGAUGUCUAUUUGUUAGUGCAGCAGACCAUGACUCAGCCUCUGAUGAAGGACUACGUGCCGUUUUCUUGGGCCUCCAUGGUUCAAGUCAAAUCAGAACACUUCCGUGCCCUCUCACACUACUACGCUGCUGUUGCACUCUGUGAUCACACGUUGUCUGCUGAGGAGGAGUGUGAUGAGGAGUCAGAGAAGGCUUUCCUCCAGUUCUAUAUCAGCAGUCCUGCAGGGCCACCACUCAGCCAGGUUUUACAAGACCCUGAAAAAAGAAGAAAGCUUGGUAAAGCUCACCUGCGACGGGCAGUAAUCAGACAUGAGGAAGCCAUGCGUGUCCACAGUCUGUGUAAGAUCUUGAGGAAGAUGGACAUCCUGCAGGACGUGCUGUCGCUCACACACAAACGCUCUCUGGACAAGUACUCUGAGCUGGACAGAGAAGACGAUUUUGAUGAAACUGCAGAGGCCCCAGAGAUACAGUCUCAAACCCAUCAGAAACCAGACAUCACUCCAACCAACUUCUCUACAGUCCAAGUUACUGAUAUCUUCCAAAGACUGGGGCCUCUAUCGGUGUUUUGUGCACGGGCUCGCUGGGGUCCAGUACGUGUGAUCUGUCUGCAGAGGGGAGAGGGUGGGCUGGGUCUCACGCUCAGAGGAGACUCACCCGUCCUGGUGGCUGGAGUGGUGCCUGGAGGCUGUGCAGCGGAGGCCGGACUAAGGGAAGGAGACUACAUAGUAGCCGUGGACGGAGAGGACUGUAAAUGGGCCAAACAUGGCGAGGUGGUUCAGAUGCUAAAGAGCUGUAGCGACAGAGGCGUGGAGCUCAGUGUGGUCACAUUACACUCACAUGAUACACAGCUGGAGAGGAGAGCCAUCUUGCUGUCCCACAGCAGCGGUAAGGAAAACACUCGGCAGCGCUUGCUGGCUGGAGCUAAGGGGCAGAGCUCCGCCUCCUUGUUGAACUGGAACAGGAAGAAGACGAGGGAAGGUGGCGGGGUCACUAAGAGACUAGGAAGCACCUUCAGUUUGUCGUUUGGAAGCAUCCGAGACACUGAGGCCAUGUACUGAGACAUGAUUGCAGAGGAACCACUCAGGGAAUCACAGCAGUGGAGGACAAGGUACGAUCAGAACCGCAUUCAGAGUGACCGUAGUGCUGCACCGCGAAACAUCAGCAGGAGACAAAACCUAAAAAAAGAACACGGUUUGACCAGUAAAAUUGUUCCUGAUGUCUUUUUUUUGUUCCCGCACAGUCCAAUGUCUCUCUUUGUUGGCUAAGCAAAUAUGUGGAAGCAAACAUACCAGGUAAUACCUUCUAACAUGAACAUUUUUAAGAGUUGAACAAUCCUACGUCCGAGGAGUAAGCUGUACUCCUCACUGCAGUGCUAUGUGCUGCCUUGGAGACAAAAGGUGCAUUGAGACAGAACACAAGGAAGAUUUUAUAUGUAGGACAUUAUGAAAUCAAAAAAAAAAUAUAUAGUGCAGUUAUUUUACUGACAAAAUGUAAAAAUGCACAUUUGAUUUUUGAUGCACAUCUAUCACCACUUGGAGUUCUCUGUGAGACAGGAAGCCACAGACAUACAAAGAAUAAUUUUGAGUAUUACUGAACUUCAUUGAAGUUUUUUCAGCAAACUACUGAGACAAACAUUAAAAAAGAAUUGCAAACAGCUGGUGGCUAGUAAAUAUGUCAAUCAACCCAGGGCUAACAGCAAAUUAGGAUUCACACUUGAAAGCAAACCUAAGGUUUAGGUCUUGACAAUGCAACCAGCAUGUGAGUGUUGUAAACUGACGGAACAGCCGGCAAAAUCGUACUGAAAACUCCUUUACUUAAUUAUUUUAACAUCCUCUCCAGAAAAACAAAACAAAAGCAAGUUUCAUAUUUUUUGUGUCUUAUAUUUUUCUUAAGUGGUCUCUGAGGUUACAGAAUACUGUAACACUCCUGUUUAACCACUGAAGUGCUCCAGAUUUGGAUCAGUCAUCCACUGAUACUUUACAUUGUACGCCUACUAUAAUGAUUAUGAUAAUGGGUGUUCUUGGAGAAAUGUUUUUGUUGUUUUAGUUAUUUUUAGAUGAUUAUACGCACUUCAGAGGUUUUGAUCCAUUGUUUUGUAGUUUUGGUACUUUCAUGCACUGUGAAUAUUUAAAAGGACAAAUCUGUUGAUAAUAAUGUAGUUCUGACUUGAUGUCUCAAUAAUGAACAUGUGAGAGGUUGUUAGUUUUUUUUAAUGAAAUGUGAUAUGUGAGACCCUGCAGGAAAAGCAUGUGGUGUCUAAACGUUGUGUUUUUCUAAGGAGUUUUGAAUUGUCUUGUAUCUAUUGUGUCCUUAAUGGUUUCCGAGAACGGUCCAGCCACUGUACUGUAUGUUACAGUAAGCCAAUAUUAGAAAACACUAGAUGAAGAUGUUUGUUUUUCUUUUUAGAAUUAACAUUGAUUGAACUGUUUGUAAAAUUCAGAUUAAACUAGAAAUGUGAGAAUACUAGGACAAUACUGUUGUAUUGUAAAAUGAAUGCUGUGGUUUUUUUCCCUGUACAAUGUGUGUGCCAUGGUGAUCCAUUGUGGCGAGUACCAAAAGCCAGAGGGGACAAACACAAUUUUCUGAUGUUUUGUUUUCACACAAUCACAACAUAAUUGUUCUGUGAUGUAAUUUGUUUUUUCUGCAUUCAUGAAAAGUUUAGCAAUUCCAAACAGAUUGCAAAGGAGUGGGAUCUUUUUAUUCUCAUAAUCAUAAAAUUCAUUUUUGAUUUCAAGGAAACAAGUUUGUCAUGUUGUGAUCACAAAGUAACUUUCUGGUAGUCAAGGAAAAAAUGGUUCAAUCUUUCCUCCUCAGCUUUUAGGUUCAUGUAUUUGUGUGAGUGAGUAAAUGUUUGUCAAGACUGUUGUAAAGAGGAAUAAUUUUUCUUUCUAUUUGUGUUUUUGACUGAAUAACUGACCAUUCCUUAAUGACUGCAUUUGAGGAUUUGCACAGUAUUUUUUUCCAAGUAUAAAUACAAUAAAAAUAAAU